UCAUCGCAUCGCAUCACUAUCUCGUUCUCCGACGUGCGAGCAGGAGGCGAAGUUUUCGCGAGUUUUAAUACUGCCAUCCGGAAUCGCAAAAACCGUACCAGAAUAUGGCAUCGUUGGUGAAUAGUGUACGCGGCCUGGCUUGCCGCAAUACGUCCCUGCUCCGUUGCGUGUUUUUACGCUCGGUAUCGUCGGCCACGGUCGCCCGGCGGGAUAGGUGUAAUGAGAAGUUUUUGACAGCCCCGGCCUCCGCACUGCUGUCCCCCUUUGAGCAAAAUGGUCGAUGGCAACUAGAGAUAGUCAGAAAUUACAGUGCUAAGGAACCGCUAACGCUUCAGCUGAUCAAAGAGCGUGUCCUGCUGGUGCUCAAGCUGUACGACAAAGUCAAUCCCGAAAAGCUUACACUGGAGUCGCACUUCAUCAAUGACCUCGGGCUCGAUUCGCUGGAUCAUGUCGAGGUGAUAAUGGCCAUGGAAGACGAAUUCGGAUUUGAAAUUCCUGACGGCGAUGCGGAAAAGCUUUUCAGACCUGCCGACAUUGUCCAGUAUAUCGCCGACAAGGAAGAUAUUUAUGAAUAAGGUUUUCAUAAGCAGGACUCAAACUGUAAAAACUCUGUAUCUGGCAGAUGCUGUAGAUCCUAGUGUGAGAAAUUGAUGAUGAAUGUUGUAAACAGAUACUAUUGAUGGUCACCUACGACGAAAGCGUGCUGUAAGCAAAAAGAGAUGCCGGUAAAUAUGCAUUGGAAGGCACAAACAUCUGCACAUGGAACAUAACAACAAACCUAUAAAUUAGGGUACACAGCUACUCCGUGUUGCAAAAGAGCAAAAAAAUAGAUGAAUACCAUUAAUACCAAUAAAAUGUAUCUGCUAUUUCGUCGCUCCUGUUAAAA
This is a messenger RNA of Anopheles coluzzii, 886 nucleotides long. It is a transcript of the gene ND-ACP, whose product is annotated as acyl carrier protein, mitochondrial. Lineage: Eukaryota; Metazoa; Arthropoda; Insecta; Diptera; Culicidae. Bases 105 to 575 code for a protein of 156 amino acids. Gene Ontology annotation, biological process: fatty acid biosynthetic process. Gene Ontology annotation, cellular component: mitochondrion. The record is from RefSeq and is a predicted model, not a curated record. Gene Ontology annotation, molecular function: acyl carrier activity; acyl binding. The transcript has 4 exons.